Molecule: messenger RNA, 3243 nt
Organism: Adineta ricciae
Lineage: Eukaryota; Metazoa; Rotifera; Eurotatoria; Adinetida; Adinetidae
Source: the annotation of a GenBank genome assembly
AUGGAACAUGAAACGUUACAACGCCGUUCCAUGGCUACAAUUAAGAAUAUGGGUGUCAAUUCGUAUUCUCAAAUUAUAGCUGCAUUUCGUGCUCAAGGUGACCUUACAGAAGAUCAAUCAAACAUCUUACCUGUGCUUCAAAAUACACUUGGCAUUUCUCGAGAACGACAUACAGCCGAAAUCAAACGCGCACUGUACGAUGAACAGCUGACAGAAAUAGCCACUAGUAUUAAUUCAUCGUCUGACACAGCUAAUUGGGAAGUCGAAGCUGGCAGUAAUUGUCCAACGGUGGUUCAUCGUCCUCCAGAUACGAACAAUGUUCAACUAGCCGAACAACUUCUACAAACAACGCCACCUAGUUCUAUCAUUCAACAUAAAAAACAGUUUACUAAAGCGAAUUUAAGUCACGAUUUACAACAAUUACUCAAUGAUGAGAAAAAACAUAAUGGAAUUAUUAAUGCCACACAGCAACAACAAACACAAACGAAUACUGUUGCCAAACCCAAUUUCAAUAAUACAGAUAUAACCACAUCAAAAGUAGUUCGUCUUGUUCGUGCUAAACAAGCGACAAAACCGAAAACAAGUUUAGAUACUCUAAUUGAAGUUGUACAAAAAGAGUUACUACGUGUUAAUGGACAAUCGCAAUCGAUUUCACUUCCACCAUCAUCUCCUUUACAGAUACGCUCGUUUACCUCACCAAAACUACAAAAUCGAAUAUCACAAGCGAACAUCAACCCACAUCGUUCGUACAUGUCGUCAAUUUUACCAUCGUCACACCCUGGUUCGUUAACAUCGCAGUCGAACCAUUCGUUUAAGAUAACACGUAAACGUGGACUGCCGAACUAUAAUGCUGUCAAACACCUAUCAUCAUUUCAACAACGAAAUCGUUCGUUUACUAACGAUGAAGAUGAUAAUGAUUACGCAGAACAUCAUCAUUCGGAAGAUGGUCCAGAAAAUAUUGAAGACAUUGUUCGUGAUGUAGUCGAUGCACUUGUUGCAAAAACGAUUGUGAACACAGCACCAUAUGUUGUUAAUAUGCUUACUGCUAUCCCUAAUCAUCGGAAUGGAAGCAGCACAGAAUCAAAACUCGCAACAAGCACCAUCAAUGCAUAUAAUACAUCCGCAACAAAAUCUCAAGGUACGAUGUCAAAAUCGGACUACUAUCGAAAUGAUUUCACAGUCCUUUCGUCAACUACAAAUGAUUUACGACACUCAGUGCAACAAACAUCUCCAUUGAAAUCCCAAUCAAUGUCAUCGUCUCAACAGCAACCACAACUGCACCACCCACAAUUGAUCAUUCAACCGACAACAAGUGCUCCUCUAUCUACGAUGCAAGGUACAACCGCACCAACUCUAUUUGUUGCACCACGAAUAUUGAAUUUUCAAACCGUGGUACCGAAACCAACAGCAAAUAUUCAAAUCGGCAACACGAAAAUUAUUCUCGUUUCUCCAUCUAACAUUACUCAACAUUUACCACACCCCACAACACCGAUUCCAUCCACAACAACAUCAACUAUACCGCAGCAGCAACAGCAACAACAACAAUCGAGUCCUGUCAAAGUCGUUAAAUUUACUACGACGAAUAACAGUAACCCUAGCAAUACAAAUUCAUUAGCUGCACGGUCAACAAACUUGCCCCUCAACACAACUCAAACAUCGACAUUGACGUUACCAAAGAAUGUUCAAAUCGUCAUACCAUCACAAUCACCAUCAACGAUACAACUAACUCGAACGCAUAAUGACGACGCAAAUAAAUCUCUUCCAACAACCAUUCGUCCAAUUACGACUGUACCAGUAACAUUAACAACGUGCACAGUUGAUCAAAUUCCUCAAGCAGCACAAGAAGUAACAAUAAGCGCAACACCAACAUCGUCGCCACCUUCAACAGCCAACACAUCCGAUAUGCAGCAGCAACAAACUUCACUAGGUACACAAGCCAAUGCGCUUGCUUCGAAUACAACAGAUCAUAACCACACUGGUUCCACUAUAGGAAAACUACGUCGACGCUCGUCAAUAUUAAAUGCAGACAACUCAGGUUCUUCAUCAGUUGUUCUUCAACAACAACAAUCAUCACCAUCAGUAUUGAACGUGACCACGGCAAGAACAAGUCCAACAAACGACGAAACGAUUAAAUCUGUUGCAGUUAAUUUUCAAUCACAACCUCAACAAAUUCAAAGACCACCAUCAACUCACGGACCAAUGAUUUAUCGAAUGACGUCCGUGAAUCCAAAUGUACCCGUGUUUCGUGUACGUGCAACAACAGCUCCAACAUCAACGACUGUACUGAACAAAUCGAUCAAAGCUGAUCCUAAACCAAUAUCAGUAGCUACAACUAGUAGCAUGUGCUAUGAACCAAAGUCAACACAUAAUACUUCAACGGCAGGAGGAUCUGUUUCUGUAUUAGCGUGCUUCAAAACAACAAAGAAAAGAAAUAAGGAACGUGCGAUCAUGCCACGGCCAAGUGCAACUGAUCUAAAUGAUGCAUCGAAUGAUUUACAACAACGAUCGAGCACACCUGCAAACAGCAACAAUGUGUCUGUGGUUCUCACUAGUGAUAUAUCAAAUAGUAAUUCAUCACCUGAUUAUCGGCAACAUGUGUGUCUUGUUCAACAAACAAGUCUAUCAUCCACAUUCUCGGAUGAUAUUCCUUCGAAUGCGCUUUCAUUAUCUUCACAAGAACAAACCAAUGAUACGACAACGUCAUCGUCAAAUAGUACUCCAAUCGCACGAAGUCAUAGUAUCGAAAUCAAUUCAAUUAAAGGUAUCACAACACCGAAUGUUUCGCGAGCACCUUCACCCUUACACUCAACACCAAAACCAUUCACGGAAGAUAAAUCUAUGCAGUAUAUUCAUCAAAACAGCACAAAAGAAUAUGAUCCUAUGGAAACAACAUCUGAUUCAGAAUCAAAGAAGCGAUACAACCACGAUGACAGUUGGACAGUAAUUGCAGACAGUCUUCUACGUGACAUUUUCACUCAUGAUGUUUUUCAUACAUUCGACGGUGAUUGUCAACAAAAUCUAUCGACUGAAUUCACUCUUAUACAAACAAACCUGGCUAGUGGAAAGAUUUUAUCAAAAGAUGCAUUGAUCGAUUCCGUACUUGAUGUUAAACGUAAAGUUUUCGAUAAUGAUUCAUUGAAAGCAUCCGAAGACAAUAUGGACAAACUAUUUCAAUAUUUUCAAACUGAACUCGCUGAACGAUGUGAUGAAACAAAUGAAUCAAAACGCUUUCGACAAGAAUAA